Messenger RNA from Filobasidium floriforme, 1080 nucleotides. RefSeq lists its product as uncharacterized. NCBI's taxonomy places the organism in Eukaryota, Fungi, Basidiomycota, Tremellomycetes, Filobasidiales, Filobasidiaceae. The transcript has 3 exons. The record is from RefSeq and is a predicted model, not a curated record. Bases 52 to 1002 code for a protein of 316 amino acids.
GUCACGUCAAGGAAACUCAUUCCGAUUCCAUAUCAGCUUCAAUAACCAGUCAUGUUGAUGUCGACCACAAAAAAUGCGCUCAGUCGCGGCGCAACUUUCGUCUUCGUUGGUGGACGGACGUUCUCUUCGACCCGACCCACCCUGAUGGAAAAGUCGAUGGCAGACCUCCUACAAGAGAUCCCCCCAGAGCUCGCCAUCCCCGUCUCGACACCUUACUCUGGUAUAGGCCGGAGAUUCGGCAAAGCACGUACCGAACGAAAGGAAACCGUCAGCUUUGGCAGCAAGCCCAACCAAGUCCGGGCUGAACAGAAUGCCCAACGAUUGUACAAACGGGAAGAUUCAGUAGCUGGCGGAUUCGGGAGCAUGAUGAGGAAGGAUAAGGCUGUGGCAGCUAGCUCGUCGACCGGGGGAUCGAGGUCUCAAGGUGAUGAGCGAGCGGGACAGAGGGAGAGGAAGCCAUACAGGAACGAUAAACCUGCUCGUCCAUCCGAGUCCUCUGGAUCCUCUGGGUCCAGAUCAGCCCAAUCUGGCUACCAGCCUCGGGAGAAGUUUAGCAGGAUCAAACCUAUGGCUGCUGAGCCUCCCGUACAACAACAACAGAUCAGGCUGGAGGACUAUGCUCCACAGAAACCGCGGGGCCAGGAUGAUCUUUUCGGGACAACCUCGUUGUUGGAUGUUGAUGUCGCCAGUAUGAAUCAGGUGGAAGGGCAGAACGCGGAAUUUGUUGGCGACGAGCAGAACAUAUCGGCCGAUCGAGACUCGGCACUCCACCGUGCCCUCCUGUCCGUCGGCUCGUACUCGCAUCUUGUCCCCGCACCCUUCUCUCAAUCCACGAUCUCGUCGACCAACUCGAUCCUCGAUCCCAAAACCAAUCGAGAGACGCUGCACCGAUUCGCCGUGCACCAAGCCGACUUCGCGCUGACGAGAGGCGUCAACGUCAGUGAGGGGCAACGAGGCAUCGCCAAGGGGGUCAUCAUGGGACGAUUAGGAGUGAAAGCUUAGAUCGCUUGUAUAUGCUGACGAUCGAGACAAUGCAUGUAUCAUAUGGGGCAUAGCGGGUGCAACAUACCUGUAGAAGCG